GUUGCCUCUUUUCCACGGCCCUCCUCUGCCUCUUACCCUUUUGAAACAGCAAUUCCAUCAUCUAUUUCAACAGAAAAACCUUGUUUGGGCGUUGAAGUUGUUGCUUCGAUUCACCUCAAGCUGUUUCUGAGCUCGGGGGCCCUCGGCUUCGGUUAGAUGCGGUAGAGCUUUUUGUCGACACGUCGGAAAAUCACAGAGGCUCGGCCUGGUCGCCGUUCACAGAUUAAAACAUGCAUGGACUCUCCAAGGGGAACAUUCCGGUCCGAGGCUGUGCACCACUCGGCGACAAUGUUGAGAUCCAUUUCAGUGCAACGAUCAGAGUGACGGAGGCGAAUGGACAAAAGUCCAAAGCAUUUGUGAGAAAAGAACCAAGCAAGCCACCUCCACCGGAACGCCGUGUGUUCCUCGCCCAAGUUCCCGGCGAGGUAUGGUUCAUCCCCCAACGAGGAACGCCUAUGAUCAGAAGGGGCAGCAACGCGCGUUCCUGGCCAACCAUUGUCCGAAAUGUUGAGGCGAAGAAGCGAUGGAUUGUGCUUGUAGUUGACGGCACGGGAUCGGAACCUCUAACUCCCGAGGUGCUAGAAGGAGCUGAGUAUUUCGACUGCCCAGCGGACCGCGCACUACCACAGAGCCCCAAUCAAUCUAGUCUGAUCAGAUUAGUCAAAGAGAUGGAAGCUCUCCAGGAAAUUGGUCGGACGGGCCUAGGGAACGGGGCAAUCCAAGAUGCAGCUAAACAACUACGUCCCCAGUGGAAUGUUUCCGACAGCAUCAUCUGGAACAGCCAACACUAUUCCUUGCACCUUGCCGCCAGUAUCCUUACUGAGGGCUCCUAUAAUGUGAAUAGGGGUGUCUUCAUUACUCUGAGCCGCGAUCUGCACAUUGCGGCGCACGCGGCGGAGGCUCAAUGGAUGGUUGCCAAGCAUGUAGGAUGUAUGGCGGGCAUGGCGGUCAGCGGAGUGGUCACGUUUGGUCUCGGUGCCGGUGUAUUCUGGUGUGGGGCCGCAACGUCCAUGGGUAAAGCGAUGCAUGUGCAGUUUAAAUUAGAUCUACAGUUGGGUCGAUUGCGAGAUAGUUCUGAGAGAUUCCAGGGAUGGGCGUGGAUCUGGUCGUGACGGGCGUCCCUUGCGUAGGAUAUAUGGGACUCAUGUACCCACAGAUUGCCAGUAGCUAUAUUGUCGGCCAUUAUCAGACCACUGAGUGUCAAGUGCUGAUUCUCCGCUAAAUGCACCUGCAGAGUCCU
Messenger RNA from Trematosphaeria pertusa, 1240 nucleotides. RefSeq lists its product as uncharacterized. The record is from RefSeq and is a predicted model, not a curated record. Lineage: Eukaryota; Fungi; Ascomycota; Dothideomycetes; Pleosporales; Trematosphaeriaceae. The transcript has 3 exons. Bases 231 to 1112 code for a protein of 293 amino acids.